AUGACCCAACCUUCCGUCAACACAACAUUUGACACAUCGUUGGUCGAUUUGAAUCCGAACGUUUCCUUCUCAACCACCGAAUCCGACCAUUCAGACGCUGGCAUGCCGUCAACAAUUCAGAGGAACCAAAACGCAGCACCAAGCCCUCUGGCGCACAAUGUCAACCAAAAUACGUCUCAAGCAUCUCAAUCCGUCCCACCAAAGACUUCCACACCAGUGCAGCACAUCGGAACGCAGGAGGCCUAUGAUCAGUGGGCCUCAGUCUACGAUUCAGACGGGAACAUGCUUCAAUCUAUCGACGAUGAUGAGCUGAACACCCUCCUCCCUUCUCUCUUGGGUCAGAUCGCCGCAAUUUCCAGCCCCGACAUCUCCAUACUCGACCUCGGCUGUGGCACCGGCCGUAACACUGCACGCCUUUUAUCUCACUCCUGGCCAGCAGAUCGCAAGGUAGCAGUCACAGGACUCGACUUCAGCGCCGGCAUGCUAAAUCUCGCACGCACAAAACUUGCCGCCUUUACAGAUGUCAACAAGCACAUGACCCUGCGGCUCGAACAGUGCGAUCCAUUCCCCGCCUCAAACGACUUCUCACCAUCCGCCAUCAAUCUCCCGCCCCAGAAUCUCAUCAUCUCUACGCUGGUCCUUGAACACAUUCCUUUACCUACUUACCUCCGCACUCUCGCCACCCUCCUCGCUCCAGGCGGCGUGGCCCUCGUGACCAACAUGCACGACGAGAUGGGCAGCCGAAGCCAAGCAGGCUUCGUGAACGCGCAGGGUGUCAAGGUCCGCGGCGAGAGCUUCGUGUACACUCUGCCCGAGACAGUGCAGGCAGCCCAGGAUGCAGGGCUGGAGCUGAUACAGGCCCGGGAGCGGAGUGUGGAGGACAAAGACGUGCAGAGCGGCGUUGUGGGGAAGAGGGGCGGUAAGUGGAUUGGGUGUAAAGUUUGGUUUGGCGUGGUUUUGCGCAAGGCGUGA
This is a messenger RNA of Ascochyta rabiei, 972 nucleotides long. RefSeq lists its product as uncharacterized. Lineage: Eukaryota; Fungi; Ascomycota; Dothideomycetes; Pleosporales; Didymellaceae. Bases 1 to 972 code for a protein of 323 amino acids. The transcript has a single exon. The record is from RefSeq and is a predicted model, not a curated record.